AUGAAAAUAGUCACUCUCUCUACACUUCUUGCGUUGACGUCUUUGCUUGUAGUGUGUUCCUCGCAUUGGAAUCCUCCCAUCCUAUCUAGACGGCGACUACUUCCGCGAGAUUAUAGAAGCCCGAAGAACCUCGAUCCAGAGCGGGACAAUAUCGACAGACUCAACUGGAGCCCUCUUGAAGACCCUGACGCUGUACCGCACUUCGUCAUGCCUCCCUCUAAAGAAGCUGCUAGGAGCAGUGUCCGCGUUUCGGAUAUCCUGGGAAAGACUCGAGAAGCUAACAUUUUCGCCUCCAUGACCCGAGAUGAUGAAAAUAUUUCAAACCGUCUGGACAAUGAUAGCCAGGAUACGAUAGUUUUAGCCCCGAAUAAUGUUGCUGUCCAGGGCUUACCCCAUAAACCAUGGGAGAACCCAAGUGAAUAUGCAACCUUUGGAGUUCAGAAUGCGUACGAGGGAGAAUCCGGGAAGAAACGAGCAAACCAGAACUUGGAGAAGUUCAUCUCCGCUCAUUUGAUACCACAGGGCUCUUGGGAAGCUGGCAAGGAAAUUCAAACUCUGGGGGGUGGGAAGAUUUUCUGGGAAGAGAAGGAUGGAAAGAAAUACGUCGCUAAUGGCGAAGUUUGGGUUAUCAAUGGAGUUCUCAACUACUUGUGA
Messenger RNA from Nannizzia gypsea CBS 118893, 654 nucleotides. RefSeq names its product FAS1 domain-containing protein. NCBI's taxonomy places the organism in Eukaryota, Fungi, Ascomycota, Eurotiomycetes, Onygenales, Arthrodermataceae. The transcript has 2 exons. The record is from RefSeq and is a predicted model, not a curated record. The coding region runs from base 1 to 654 and encodes 217 amino acids.